AUGGAGAUUUCUUCACACCGGUUCGGUUGUAGAGAUCCAAUUUUGGAGAUCUCCAAAUUCAAGAUGAUAGCUGUAUUGCAUACUGCUACAUACCUUGACAGUACAGAUGAAAAAUUGGCUCCCAUUGGUAUUGGGGCCAGCAUUUGCUAUGCUAACAACUCCAGGUCCAGUGUGAACCACUGCAGAUUCAGAAACUUCACAGUUAAUAAACAGAAGACGUCAGCUUCCCCAAUUACAAGAUUAUUUACAAUUGGUAUCGAAGAUAAGACUGGAGUCCUACAUGCUGCUGCCAGCAGACCUGAGGCUGAAGUUCUAAUCCCCAUAACAGCAGCUGAAAUGAGUUUAUCUAGAAAUUAUGCAAAAAAUUGUGUGGAUGUGGAAAGCAACUUCCAAAGCAAGACCAUAACAUGCUUUGUUAGGCAUAAUAUCUCUGAUUACCAGGACAGGGAUGAAUCAAGGUUUACUAUCGUUGUUUUGUAUGCAAAUGACGAUGAAGAUGACAAUCAGCAAUUCACACCAACAAGCCAUAAAGUGCUCUCUAUGCUUAAUGAAUCACCAGAUGAAUCUUCUUCCACCAUCAAGAUGUCAAUUGAAAAAACAGGCUCAGUCAAACGAUCACUCAAAUUCCAGGAUGCAACACCAGCCAAUACAAGCACUGAACAUGAAUUACCCGACGAUUCUCAAAAUGUUCAAGAAGCUGACAGUUUAAAGAAACGCCACAAGAACAACUUUUAA
Striga asiatica is the source of this 735-nucleotide messenger RNA. The record is from the annotation of a GenBank genome assembly. Lineage: Eukaryota; Viridiplantae; Streptophyta; Magnoliopsida; Lamiales; Orobanchaceae.